Trichogramma pretiosum is the source of this 1005-nucleotide messenger RNA. RefSeq names its product zinc finger protein 322-like. The record is from RefSeq and is a predicted model, not a curated record. Gene Ontology annotation, molecular function: DNA-binding transcription factor activity; RNA polymerase II cis-regulatory region sequence-specific DNA binding. Gene Ontology annotation, biological process: regulation of transcription by RNA polymerase II. Lineage: Eukaryota; Metazoa; Arthropoda; Insecta; Hymenoptera; Trichogrammatidae. Bases 4 to 561 code for a protein of 185 amino acids. The transcript is spliced from 2 exons.
CAAAUGUUAAUACAUGAAGGUCAGAAAGAAUUUGCAUGCGACAAUUGUGAGAGGAAAUUUGGGCGGAAAUCGCAUUUGGUCAGACACCAAAAAGUAAUUCACGAGGUUCGUAGAAAUUACGCAUGCGAUAAGUGCGAGAAGAAAUUUGGAUACAAAACGAAUUUGCUUGCACAUCAAAGAACAGUACACGAAGGUCGCAAAGAUUAUACGUGUAAUACCUGCGAGAAGAAAUUUGGACUCACAUCGACCUUACUCUUGCAUGAAAAGACGGUCCAUCAAGGACGUAAAGACUAUGCAUGCGACAAAUGCGAAAUGAAAUUUGGGGGACGAAGCAGUUUGCUCUACCACCAAAGAACAUCACACGAGGGUCGGAAAGAUUAUGAAUGUGAUAGUUGCAAGAAAAAAUUUACAAAAAGAUCGUCUUUGCUUUAUCAUCAAAAAACGGUACACGAAGGUCGGAAAGAUUUCGCAUGUAACAAGUGCGAGAAGAAAUUUGGAAAUAAGAGUUCUUUGGUGAAGCACCAAAAGACAGUCCAUGAUGGUCGCAAAGAUUAUCUAUGAGACAAGUGCAAAAAAAAGUUUGCACAUCAAUCUCUUUUUAUUACACGCCAAAAGACGAUCUACGAGGGACGCAAAGACUACGCAUGCGACAAAUGCGAGAUGAAAUUUGGACGAAAACACCAUGAAAAAAUUAGUCCACGAAGACAGUCCAUGAAGGCAUAAAAAAUUAAGAAGUUUGUUCAGAUGAGAUGUCAUCGAAUUUGAAUUGACACAUAAAAAGUUCAUCAGAUUCACUGAAAUUAUCAACUGUAUAAUCCUUAAAGUUACGUUAAAAUUGUGAUAAAUGCUAGUACAUUUUUGCAUACAAAUGCGAUUUUAUUUUCUACGAUAUUCAUAAUAAACAUAUCUAAAUCUCUAAAGGCAUAGGCGAAAAAAAGCUCGUGGAUUCUAAUGUAUGAUAACCAAGUUUUUUUAAACAAUAUAUUGCUUAUACGGAUAACUCAA